Messenger RNA from Salarias fasciatus (jewelled blenny), 7341 nucleotides. RefSeq names its product slit homolog 1a (Drosophila) (gene slit1a). The record is from RefSeq and is a predicted model, not a curated record. Gene Ontology annotation, biological process: axon guidance; negative chemotaxis. Gene Ontology annotation, molecular function: Roundabout binding; heparin binding; calcium ion binding. Bases 443 to 5089 code for a protein of 1548 amino acids. The transcript has 37 exons. Lineage: Eukaryota; Metazoa; Chordata; Actinopteri; Blenniiformes; Blenniidae.
AGGCGAGCAGAGCAGAGCGGGACUGAGUGAGAGGAGGACAGAGAGGCAGACGUGUGCACGCCAGAGCACACCAACUCCACAAAGACAAGAGAGGAGUAGAGUUUGCAAAGGAGAACAUAAGAGAAGGAAAGCAGCAUUUCUUUUUUUUUUUUUUUACCAUCAACAAACUGUGGUGGAUAUCUAACCCUCAACAAAAGAAUUCUACAAUAACAAAAAGGAUUUUUCUUUCUUUUUUUGCUGCACAGCUAAGUGGAACAUAUUAACAUUUGUUUUCGCUCUAUAUGUCUAUUUAUAUUCUACUGUGUAUUUAUAUGCACCACAAAUAAAAUCACUCUUGCGGACUUGUGAGUUGUAGCAAGGCUGUUGGAAGAAGAGAGGCAGAAAGAAGGACAUAAGGAAGUAAAAGGUUUGUUGAAGAAGCGCAGCUCCCGUGGUGGUGAAUAUGCCCAUAAGAGGAAGCUCUUUUGUGGAAGAUAUGGGCAGGCUGGCCGGGCAGCCGCUCUGGAUGUGGGUGGUGAUGCUCUGUGCCCUGCUCACUGGCAGUGCCAGUGCUUGCCCAGCCCUGUGUACCUGCAGCGGCACCACAGUGGACUGCCAUGGACUGGGUCUCAAAACCAUGCCAAGGAAUAUCCCCCGCAACACUGAAAGGCUGGAGCUGAAUGGGAACAACCUCACACGUGUCACCAAAAGUGACUUUGCCGGACUGAAGUACCUGCGAGUUCUGCAGCUGAUGGAGAAUCAGAUUACUGUGAUCGAGCGUGGGGCUUUCGAUGACAUGAAGGAGCUGGAGAGACUGCGGCUGAACCGUAAUCAACUGCAGCAGCUUCCUGAGUUACUUUUUCAGAAGAACCCGGCGCUGUCUCGACUAGAUCUGAGUGAGAACUUCAUCCAGUCCAUCCCCAGGAAAGCUUUCAGAGGAGCUACUGACAUCAAAAACCUCCAGCUGGAUAAAAACCACAUCAGCUGCAUUGAGGACGGAGCCUUCAGAGCCCUGAGAGGCCUGGAAGUGCUCACACUGAACAACAACAACAUCAGCAGCAUCCCCGUCUCCAGCUUCAACCACAUGCCCAAACUACGAACUUUCCGUCUUCACUCCAACAAUCUGAACUGCGAUUGUCACCUGGCCUGGAUGGCCCAGUGGCUCAGACAGAGGCCCACGAUUGGUCUGUUCACUCAGUGCACUGCGCCUCCAGAGCUGAGAGGCCUGAACGUGGCAGAAGUGCAGAAGCAUGAAUUCAGCUGCUCAGGACACCAGGAGUCAUCCGGCCUGCAGCCGUGCAGCAUCGGGGGAGGCUCCUGUCCGGCCAUGUGCACCUGCAGCAACAACAUAGUGGACUGCAGAGGGAAAGGUCUGACUGCCAUCCCAGCCAACCUGCCAGACAGCAUGGCCGAAAUACGCCUGGAGCAGAACGGGAUUAAGUCGGUCCCUCCCGGAGCCUUUUCUCCCUACAAGAAACUGCGUAGGAUUGACCUGAGCAACAACCAGAUCUCGGAGAUCGCCCCCGAUGCCUUCCAGGGCCUGCGCUCCCUCAACUCCCUCGUGCUGUAUGGAAAUAAGAUCACCGAUCUGCCCAAGGGGGUGUUCGAUGGCCUCUACGCCCUGCAACUGCUGUUGCUGAACGCCAAUAAGAUUCACUGUGUUCGCGCCAACGCCUUCCAGGACCUUCAGAACCUCUCGCUGCUGUCUCUCUACGACAACAAGAUCCAAACCCUCGCCAAGGGCACCUUCACUUCGCUGCGAGCGAUACAGACCCUUCACCUGGCCCAGAACCCAUUCAUAUGCGACUGCAACCUGAAGUGGCUGGCAGACUACCUGCGAUCCAACCCCAUCGAGACCAGCGGCGCCCGCUGCGCCAGUCCGCGCCGACUCGCAAACAAACGCAUCGGGCAGAUCAAGAGCAAGAAGUUCCGCUGCUCUGCCAAAGAGCAGUACGUCAUCCCAGGUACAGAGGACACCCGUCUGAAUAACGCCUGUAACAGUGACCCCGUGUGCCCGCCCAAGUGCCGCUGUGAGUCCAACGUGGUCGACUGCUCCAACCUCAAACUCACCAAGGUUCCUGAGCACAUCCCAACAUCCACCGCUGAACUUCGCCUCAACAACAACGAGAUCACAACUCUGGAGGCUACAGGAGUUUUUAAGAACCUUUCCCAGCUGAAGAAAAUCAACCUCAGCAACAACAAGAUCACAGAGAUUGAAGACGGGGCGUUUGAGGGAGCGUCAUCUGUCAACGAGCUUCACCUCACGGCCAAUCAGAUCGAUUCAGUUCGGAGCGGGAUGUUUCGCGGCCUUGAGGGCCUGCGGAUGCUGAUGCUGAGGAACAACAAGAUCAGCUGCGUCCACAACGACAGCUUCACAGGGCUCCACAACGUCCGCUUGCUUUCUCUGUACGACAACCAGCUGACCACCAUCACUCCCGGAGCGUUCGACACCCUGCAGACCCUCUCCACCCUUAACCUCCUGGCAAACUCCUUCAACUGUGACUGCCGGCUGGCCUGGCUCGGCGACUGGCUGCGGAGCAGGAAGAUCGUGACGGGAAACCCUCGCUGCCAGCGCCCGGCCUUCCUGAAAGAGAUCCCUCUGCAGGAUGUGGCUCUGCCUGACUUCCGCUGUGAGGAGGGCCAAGAGGAGUCAAGCUGUGUGCCCAGACCGCAGUGUCCCAGUGAAUGCACUUGCCUGGAGACUGUGGUGCGCUGCAGUAACAAGCACCUCCACACACUGCCCAAAGGCAUCCCCAGAAAUGUGACUGAACUGUAUCUAGAUGGAAACCAGUUCAGCGUUGUGCCAAAGGAGCUGUCAACCUUCAAGUACCUCCAGCUGGUAGACCUGAGCAACAACAGGAUCAACUCUCUGACCAAUUCAUCCUUUGCUAACAUGAGCCAGCUCACCACACUAAUCUUGAGCUACAACUCGCUGCGCUGCAUCCCCAAGAUGGCCUUCAGUGGACUGCACUCUCUACGGCUGCUGUCUCUACAUGGAAACGAGAUCUCAGAGCUUCCCGACGGCAUCUUCAAUGAUGUGGCUUCACUCUCCCAUUUAGCUAUUGGUGCCAACCCCUUGCACUGCGACUGUCACCUGCGCUGGCUGUCUGACUGGGUGAAGACCGGAUACAAAGAGCCCGGCAUCGCACGCUGCGCCGGUCCUCAGGGCAUGGAGGGCAAGCUGCUCCUCACCACGCCGGCAAAGAAGUUCGAAUGCACAGGUGAAAUGGACACCACGGUGCUGGCCAAGUGUAACCCCUGUCUGUCCAGCCCCUGCCUGAACCAAGGCGUCUGUCACAGCGACCUGGUGGAGAUCUACAGGUGCAGCUGUCCUGCAGGGUUCAAGGGUAAGAACUGUGAGGCGGGUGUGAACGCCUGCGUGAGCAGCCCGUGUGCCAACGGAGGCACCUGCCAAGUCAACGAGGACGUGGAGGGAGAGUAUAGUUGUACGUGUCCGCUGGGCUUUGAGGGCCCCACUUGCCAAAUCAACACUGACGACUGUGAAGACAACGACUGCGAGAACGGAGCAACCUGCAUCGACGGAGUCAACAACUACACUUGUUUUUGUCCCCCCUACUACACAGGGGAAAUGUGUGAAGAAAUGGAAGACGUGUGUGCUCCUGGACGGAGCCCCUGCCAGCACCAGUCAACCUGCCUCAUCACCUCCACUGGACCCAAGUGUGUGUGCUCUCCUGGUUACGUUGGCGAUGACUGCAGUGUAGACUACAACGACUGUGAGGAGCAUCGCUGCCAGAAUGGGGCUCAGUGCAUCGAUGAGCUGAACGGAUAUUCCUGCAUCUGCCCUGAAGGAUACAACGGUCAGCUGUGUGAGGUUCCCCCGUCCCCGCUGUCCCUCUGUGAGCUGGCCGACUGUCAAAACAACGCCCCCUGUGUGGAGCGAGGGGGGCACGCGCUCUGCCAGUGCCCUCCAGAGUUCGGGGGGCCGCGCUGCGAGAAGCUGGUCAGCGUCAACUUCGUCGACAGAGACUCCUACUUGCUGCUUUCUGACCUGAAGAACUGGCCUCAGGCCAACAUCACGCUGCAGGUGUCGACAGCCGAGGACAACGGGAUCCUGCUGUACAACGGAGACAAUGAUCACAUAGCGGUGGAGCUCUACCAAGGUCAUGUCAAAGUCAGUUAUGACCCCGGCAGCCAACCAGGACACGCUAUUUACAGCACGGAGACUAUCAACGACGGUCAGUUCCACACAGUGGAGCUGGUGACCUUCGACCAGAUGGUGAACCUGUCUAUUGACGGGGGUCUCCCCACCACAAUGGACAGCUUUGGGGCAGUGCGGCCCCUCAACGGGGAGGCUCCACUAUAUGUGGGGGGUAGGGGCCCUCUCCAGAACACACCUCCCUCCUCUGCAGGCAUGCCGGUGGACGUGCACGCCGGCCCCUUCCGCCUUUGGCAGAUUCAGAACGGCUCCAGUUUCCACGGCUGCAUCCAGAACCUGUACAUCAACAACGAGCUGCAGGACUUCACCAAGACCCAGAUGAAGCCCGGCGUGGUGCCGGGCUGCGAGCCCUGCAAGAAGAUCUACUGCUUGCACGGCAUCUGCCAGCCCGAUGGCGCCCAGGGACCAGUGUGCCACUGCCAGCCGGGCUGGAGCGGGCCGCACUGCGACCAGCCGGCCUCCACCCCCUGCCAGGGCAGCAAAUGUGUCCACGGGAAAUGCAUCCCACUGGACACUCAGACGUACCGCUGCGAGUGUGUGGAAGGUUACCGCGGCACCCUGUGCAACCAGCAGGGGGAGCUGUUCAACCCGUGCCGUAGACUGUCCUGUAAACACGGCCGCUGCCAGAUCUCAGACACGGGAGACGCUUACUGCCACUGUGAAAGUGGUUACACUGGGGAGCUGUGUGACGCAGAGUCCGAGUGCCGAGGGGAACCGAUGCGAGACUUCUACCAGGUCCAGCGAGGCUACGCCAUCUGCCAGACGACGCGCAUGGUCUCUUGGGUGGAGUGCAGCGGCGUGUGCGACACGGGGGCUUGCUGCGCCAGCCAGCGAAUGAAACGCCGGAAAUACACCUUCGAAUGCAGCGAUGGCACCUCCUUCAGCGAGGAAGUGGAAAAGACCAUCAAGUGUGGCUGUGUGGGCUGCAUGUAGCGCCACUCGCUCACGAUUCCCACCGCUGCCGCGGAGCAGAAGAUGGAACGAAAGGAAAGAGGGAAGGAAGGAAGAGUGAAGACGAGAAAAGCAAAGGAGGGAAAGAAAGAGAGAGAGAGAGAUUAUAAUGAAUAUAUAUAAAACCUCUAUCUAUAUAUUAUGGACAACAAUGUUUGUAAAAUAGGACAUUUCCUCCCCUUCCAAGGGUGUGUGACCUACAGUAGCACAGAGAAACCAACAUCAUGAGCAACAAUGUAGAAGAGACGACGACAACAACAAAACCAUCUGCAACAUUGUUCCGAGGAGUCCAGAGAAUUCGCUUCGGGCGACGCAUCCCUCCAACCUAAAUUGCCCAGUGUGAAUUCCCCAUCCAUCUGCAAGGCCUCUGACAGACACGCCACCAUCGACCACCUGGGAGUCCGUAGAGGCAGUGAGGGAUCAAAGCUGGAGAAGGACGGCAGAAGAAGAAGCAGAAGAAGAAGAAGAAGAAGCAUUAAGAAAGGGGAAAAGAGGAGACCCAGAGGGACACGAGGGGAGAGCUGGACCGUUUGACGUGGCAAAGCUAUCUUGAGUUGAGCUUGGCUGGGUUACCUGGACUAAGCUGGAUAUGGUUUGGGUUGAGUUGAAGUCGCGGUUGUUGGUUCGGUGCGUCAACGUCUCUGCCAGGAUACAGUCAUCCAUCCACUCACGCACAUGCAGAGGUGAACAGAGAGCGAGGAGACGGAGGGUGAGAGUGGCACAUAAUCCGGUACAGACGUGGUGGCUGGGAGGCUCGGUGGCCCGGACCGGCUGCGAGCUGCUGUAACAUACAAACUCCAUAAAAGAUAAGAGACUGCACUGACCGGCAGCACCGAGGCGGCAGUCACACACCUCUCUGAAGUACAUGAUCACACAUGCAUGGCAUACAUCCAUCCACACGGCGCCAGAGGGCUGGUUGGGGUCCGGGCGAGCCAGUCUGCUGCCGGUGGCGCUCACGGCUCUCACCAGCGCCCCCUGCCCCCCAGCAGCAUGCAUCGCCUCAGGGUCAGGCUGAUCAGCAGGACCCCGCCGGGCUCCCUUCAAUGCCUGCAGUAUUAAACUCGCGCUGUUGCAUGUGUGGAGAAGAGUUUGCAGACAAAUAGAAGUUCUUAAAAUCAUUAUAAAUGUUAUUAUAAAACAAAAGGUGGCAGAAUCAUCUUCUGGAUUUUGUUUUGUUUGGUCUAAUUUUUUUUCAUAUUGAUUUUUCGUUGUUGUUCUGUUAUAUUUUGUUAUAUUUUGUCUCAUGAUGUAACCUAACUCCUUUAGCAGCCCUGACCUUCCCCCUCAACCCUUUAUAUAGAAAUGCCUAACAGAUUCUAAUAUAUAUUAUAUAUAUUUGUAUUUCGUUUUGGUAUAGUAUUUUUCUAUGUUCAAGAGUCAGUUUCUGAAAUGUUUGGGAGGGAUGGAGAGGCAUUCAUUUGGUUCUUUAGGUGUUUUUAUUUGUUGAUCCUACGUGCUCCCACCAGGUUAAUUAAUGAAUCGAUUGGCCAAAAAAAAAAAAUGCAGCAGCUUGUGGGCCUUGCUGUAUAAGAGGCAGUAUUGGUCUAGAAAUAUGUUUAAUAUUGUAUAUGUUGUCUUCCAUGUGAAUAUCACGUCUUUUUCAUAAGAGUCUGUGCUCGUUUUUAUUUAUUUUAUCUAAAGGCAAUUUUUUUCCUGUCAAACGUGAAAGACACCUUUCUGUCUGAUGUUUUCAACACUCUCAAAAGAAAGAUUUUGAAAAGGCUAAAAAAAAAUAUUGAUCAAAGAAAUAAGCAAAAAAGGUAUUUGAAACAUCACUCGCUAAUGACAGUGUUUCCCUCCUCUUGCUCAGACAUUCCUCAUUUCCUGCAUCAGAAUAAGAAAUACCCACACAAGCACACUCUUAAGGCUUCCUUGUGUUUGAAGCUUUCGGGUACAUUUCAGUCAAUUUCCACGAUCAUUCAGAUCUGCCAUCUUUCAAAAGGUGAUUGUUUUAUUUCUUUUUUUUUAUUGUUAUUAUUUCAACUGAGUGGAAAAAAGAAGAAAAAAAAAGAGUCAAGCUCAACUGAUCAUAAGCUGCUGUCAAGCCACAAGAAACAGGAUGAAGUUGCCUCUGUGGACAUGUUGAAAGGUAUAAUCAUCCUCGAUCUCCUUUAAAUAGGCGACUGUGUGAAGCAUUACAUGCUUGCUGCUGACAGAUUCCAAACAAGGUCUGGACAUUUUAUGAUGCCUGUCAGUUCUGACUGUCCGUACAAAAAAAAAAAAAAGAAGAAGAA